Folsomia candida is the source of this 1429-nucleotide messenger RNA. RefSeq names its product failed axon connections homolog. The record is from RefSeq and is a predicted model, not a curated record. Lineage: Eukaryota; Metazoa; Arthropoda; Collembola; Entomobryomorpha; Isotomidae. Gene Ontology annotation, cellular component: cytoplasm. Bases 365 to 1216 code for a protein of 283 amino acids. The transcript is spliced from 7 exons.
CAAUUUAGUGUUGCUGUACAAUCACAAUAAACCGCAAUACGUGUCCCAUUGUAAACGAUUUGUUUUUAUUCAUACACAUUAAAAAUUAUUUAAAAGUGCGUUAUUAAUUUCGAAGACCACGAAUAUAUAAAAAAGAAUCCUUAUCUACAAGACACCAUUGAAAUCAAAAGUUAUUCAAGACUAGCAUAUAAAUAAUAGUACUCGAACAUUUAAUUAUUUAUUUGAUAAAUCAAUCAGAUAUAAGUAAUUUGGCUCACGAUUACUCGAAUACAUUAGUUUUAUCAGCAUUUAACUAUUAAUUGUAGGUCCCGAUAAUUGAUUAACUCUUAAUUUUUAUAACUAGCCUACUAAAUUUUAACUUAAAAUGUUCCCACUUCUACUCACAAUAAUUAUGGGGGGAAUUAUUGUAAUUUACUUUGCUAUAAUUCCGAAAAUUAAGGAGGCUCGGAUGCAGAAGAAAUUAGAAAAAUGGAACCAUACCAAGAAAGAUGUGGUCACAAUGCACGCGAUCCCUCGAGGAGGAGCAGUCUCACAUUCAUCGCCUUUCGUCGUCAAGCUGGAGACGUGGAUGAGGAUGGCAAAAAUUCCGUAUGAGACUGACUUAACUCUCGCCGACGCUCAUGGACCGAAAGGACGCUUUCCAUGGAUUUCUCUCAAUGGGCAGCAUCUCGGUGAUUCCCACCUUAUUAUCGACUUCCUUAAAAAAAAAUUCAAUAUCCAAUUAGGAGACGAAUAUAGUAAGGAACAACUCGCGAUUGGUGCCACGAUACGGAUUAUGAUGGAUGAUCAUUUCUUUUGGGGUAUCGCCCUCUACCGAUACGUUUACGGCUCCUUUUCCUCUCUUCGCCAAGUAAUGGGAAAGUUCGUGCCGGCCUGGCGAACUUGGUUGUUACGCCUUUAUAUGGGUACCCAAUUUUCAACAAGGUCAAAAGGUCACGGGAUUGGGCUACACAGUUGGAAAGAAAUUGAACAGCUGACCCUACAAGAUUUAAAAUUAUUGUCGGAAUUACUUGGCAAUAAAAAAUAUAUUUUGGGUGACACCCCAUGCGAGUAUGACGCUUCAGUGUUUGGUCACCUGGUCCAGGUCAUGUGGGGUUCACCGGGGUCAAUUUAUCAAGAAGCUGUCGAAAAGGAUUUAAAAAAUCUGAAAUACUACACGAUUCGCAUCAAGGAAACGUUUUAUCCGGAUUGGGACAAAUUACUUGAAGAGGAAUAAUAUAUUUCAGAUUGUAUAAUGUCGCGAAAUUAAAUAAAUAUAUGAUCAUACUUUGUACAAAAAUUUGUUAGUAAAAUUUUUUUACGAUUCCGAACACUUUACAUACUUGUUAAUACAACAUGCUGACGUCCCAACAAGUAGUUUAUACUUAUUUGUUGGUUUUUAAUAAUAGGGUGUCCCAACUUUGUAAAAAAAAAUCGCUUUUUCCGCUCA